Molecule: messenger RNA, 375 nt
Organism: Pediculus humanus corporis (human body louse)
Lineage: Eukaryota; Metazoa; Arthropoda; Insecta; Psocodea; Pediculidae
Exons: 2
Coding region: 1-375 (124 amino acids)
Source: RefSeq, a predicted model, not a curated record
AUGGAAAAUAAAUCUAAUGCAAAUUCAAUUUGGACCGAACGAUUGAAAAUAAAUUCAUUGAAAAAAAAAUGGAUAAGUUUAAUGUCUCAAAGCAAAAUAAAUGAAAUAGAAAAACUUUUAGCUGGUGCAAACAAUGCAUUGAAAGUCAGGUUUAUUAAAUUGGAAUCGGAAAAAAGUUUGAGUGAUAUACCGAGAAUUAAUUCGGAUGAGAUGAUUCAGUUGCCCUGUAAUAAAAGUAAAGAAAACUUUAAAGACGAAAAAGAUCGAAUCAAAACAGAUUUACAAGUAUUGCAAAAAGAUGUGGCAGAUUUAAAAGAAGCCAUGCAAAAUCUUAUAAUUAAAAGUUCGAAAAAUCCUAGGAGACGAUUUCCGUAG